Molecule: messenger RNA, 786 nt
Organism: Arachis duranensis
Lineage: Eukaryota; Viridiplantae; Streptophyta; Magnoliopsida; Fabales; Fabaceae
Exons: 2
Source: RefSeq, a predicted model, not a curated record
AUGAGCAACAAUGACACUACAAAGAAGCAAAUGGAGAGCAGCAAAAGACCAAUAGAAGAUGAAAAGCCAACAAAGGCAGAUGAAGCCGAGGAUCAAGUUGUGACGCCAAACAAGGACACUGAGAAACUCAAAGAGAAGAACAACCAGCCACACAGUUCAAAAGAAGUGAUUCAGGGACAACAGCAAGUGGGAAAGAGCAUCACACCUCCACUACCAUAUCCCCAGAGGUUCAGCAAAGAAACUAAGGACCAACAUUUUCAUAAGUUCCUUGAGACUUUCAAGAAGCUGGAGAUCAAUAUUCCCUUGGCUAAAGCACUUGAACAAAUGCCUCUGGCUUUGAUUCAAAAAGGGCUUCCUCCUAAGCUUGAAGACCCUGGGAGCUUCUUGCUGCCUUGCACCAUUGGGGAAUUAACCAUCACUAAGGCAAUGUGCAAUCUAGGAGCAAGUAUUAACUUAAUACCCUCAUCUUUGAUGAAAAAGCUGCAUAUAGAGGAAGUUAAACCGGUACAGAUGUCUCUAGAGCUGGUAGACAAGUCAAUGGUAUACCCCAGGGGUGUGAUUGAAAACCUUUUAGUCAAGGUGGACAAAUUCAUAUACCCUGCAGGCUUUGUGGUUUUAGACUCAAAUGGGGAUGAAAGUGAUUCCAUCAUACUUGGGAGACCUUUCUUGGCCACUGCUAGGGCUAUCAUAGACGUAGAGCAAGGAGAAUUAACUCUCAGGAUGCAUGAGGAAAGCAUUAUCCUGAAAGUGUUUCUAGAACCACAAAUUAGUGAAGAGGGAAGCAAG